AUGAAGUUCACAAAUAUUGCUCUCUUUGCUGCAGCGGCUGGAUCCGCUGCAGCAGCCCCUGCCAGGAGUCAUGCAAAGCGAGCCUCGCCAUUCAAAUGGUUCGGAGUAAGCGAGUCAGGUGCUGAAUUCGGACAGACCAACCUUCCCGGGGUUUAUGGAACCGACUAUAUCUUCCCCGACACCAAUGCUAUCCAAACCUUGAAGGGGAAGGGAAUGAACAUCUUCCGGGUUCCUUUCCUGAUGGAACGGUUGGUUCCAGACUCCCUGACUGGAUCGUUCGACAGUGCCUAUCUAGGCAACCUGACCUCGGUCGUCAAAUCCAUCACCGAUACAGGAGCCCAUGCCGUACUCGACCCGCACAACUAUGGCAGAUACAACGGCAACAUAAUUUCAAGCACCGACAAUUUCAAAACCUUCUGGCAAAAUGUCGCAGGCGAGUUCGCAUCGAACGACCUAGUCAUCUUCGACACAAACAACGAAUACCACGACAUGGACCAAACCCUAGUCCUGAACCUCAACCAAGCCGCCAUCAACGGCAUCCGCGCAGCAGGAGCAACAAGCCAAUACAUCUUCGUCGAAGGAAACUCCUACACAGGCGCCUGGACCUGGGUGGACGUGAAUGACAACCUGAAGGAUCUAACCGAUCCUCAAGACAAGAUCGUCUAUGAGAUGCACCAGUACCUCGACUCCGAUGGAUCGGGUACUAGCGAGACCUGUGUAUCAACCACCAUUGGAAAGGAGCGCGUGACAGGUGCGACGCAGUGGUUGAAGGAUAACAAAAAGGUUGGAGUCCUGGGUGAAUUCGCUGGUGGUGUCAAUGAUCAAUGCAAGACGGCUGUUACUGGCAUGCUUAGUUAUCUGGGUGAGAACUCGGGUGUUUGGAUGGGUGCUAUGUGGUGGGCUGCUGGGCCUUGGUGGGGUGAUUAUAUGUAUAGUAUGGAGCCUACUAGCGGUGCGGCUUAUACUGGGAUGAUGUCGACUUUGGAGCCUUACUUGCUGUGA
This is a messenger RNA of Penicillium canescens, 1002 nucleotides long. Its product is annotated as glycoside hydrolase family 5 protein. Gene Ontology annotation, biological process: glucan catabolic process. The record is from RefSeq and is a predicted model, not a curated record. NCBI's taxonomy places the organism in Eukaryota, Fungi, Ascomycota, Eurotiomycetes, Eurotiales, Aspergillaceae. The transcript has 6 exons. Gene Ontology annotation, molecular function: hydrolase activity, hydrolyzing O-glycosyl compounds. Bases 1 to 1002 code for a protein of 333 amino acids.